UUAGCCAUCUAAAGGGGUUUUUUAAAUAUUACAUUUCGAUAAAAAAUGCUAGUAAGGCCUGGUAUAUAUAUUGAAGACUUCGAAUCGCUAUCUUUGUAGUGCAACAAGUUUUGAUCUGGUGGUCGAAUUAUUGCAACUGGCCUUGGAAUAGGAAGAAGACAGAGUAAGUACAGCCUUCUUGGUGGCUUGAUCAAAUUGAAUGGUGAAACAGUCACAAAGAAAAGCAAAGAAAUAAGCAAUAUAUUGCUUCUUCUCUCAAUAAUACUGCGGUUACAACUUUUAACUGUGUAAAAGCUGGUGAUAUCAUUGACCGGAUACUUUCUGAAAGCCACUAUCACGGGUUGAACCUUGCGAAAUCAGCGAAACACGAACAAAAAAAGGAAGUUACAGAGUGAACCUUGCCAGAGCCAAAAACAUUAUCAUACCGAAAUCGGAAUAUCAAAAAUCGUUUAAUCGGUAUAAUUAAAAAAUGGCAGAUAUUCAAACAGCUUUUCGAUUUACUCUCGGCCUGAUUGGUGUAAUAUUGUCUGUGUACACUCUCUACGUUGAAUUUCAAUCCGCACAUGAUCGUUCAUACAAAGCUCUUUGUGAUAUCAACGAACAUGUUAGCUGUUCAAAAGUAUUUCUCUCGAAAUAUGGCAGAGGAUUUGGUCUUGUGGAAAAGAUUUUUGGUCCCGAUUCUGUUCUUAAUUUGCCCAAUCCAAUAUUUGGGAUAGUUUUCUAUGGCUCGGUGAUGGUGCUCUGCUUGUUCAGAUUCAGUUUGAAAGUUUUGGGUUUGUUGACAUUAUUGUCAGCGGCUUCAUGUUUAAUGAGCAUCUACCUGGCCUAUAUAUUGUACUUUAUGAAGGAUAUUUGCGUGGUGUGUGUGAGCACGUAUGUGGUCAACUUUUUGUUGUUGUUUCUGAACUUUCAACGCUACAACGAAAUCUCGAAUGUGCAGAAGUUGAAGGAAGAAUAAUUAUUUUAUAGAAUUAUAUAAAUGCAAAGGUUUUUCUUGGAGUGGAUGGUUUGUUAUAACAUCUUUAGGAUUUUUGUGUGUGAGAAAAAUUUUUCUUUGUCAAAAAUUUUUUUUCUUAAUUAAUUAAUCGUAUGUUGACGAGGUUUAUUUGGAGCAUCUAUUUACAGAAUUGAUUGCUUCUAUUAUCGCAGAUCCUGUACCAUUCUGAAAAAUUUUAAAACACGUUUUUUUUUGGAUAAUUUAUUAGUGAUUUUUUUGAAGAUUUUCGAUGUAACCCUAUUGACAAAAAAGAAAUAGAAUUAGAUUGUAAUUUAACAUCAAAAAAAGAGAGUGUUUAUUUGUGUGU
This is a messenger RNA of Hydractinia symbiolongicarpus, 1304 nucleotides long. Its product is annotated as vitamin K epoxide reductase complex subunit 1-like protein 1. The coding region runs from base 470 to 958 and encodes 162 amino acids. Gene Ontology annotation, biological process: peptidyl-glutamic acid carboxylation; vitamin K metabolic process. The record is from RefSeq and is a predicted model, not a curated record. Lineage: Eukaryota; Metazoa; Cnidaria; Hydrozoa; Anthoathecata; Hydractiniidae. The transcript is spliced from 4 exons. Gene Ontology annotation, molecular function: vitamin-K-epoxide reductase (warfarin-sensitive) activity.